AAACGAUACCAGGUGCGUUCGUUGCUAAGGCUUAGAGCCGAGUAAAAUGCUGGGGUUAUUUGCAGAUUCCCAGUGAGUAAAGACAUUUAACUUGAUGACAGUUGCCCAGAAGAAUUAUUAAAUGAAACAGUGUUAAAAAACAGAGGGGCAAAAUGUCUGAUAAAGGGUCCAGAACCACUACCCCAAAGACCGGGAGUGCACGGAGUUCAAAAGCAGGCACCCCAAAACCGGGCUCUAAAGGAGGGACCCCUAGAAGAGGGUCUAAAGUCACCACUCCCCCUAUUCAGCCCACAGUAAACGGAACUGAUGGGGACGCAGAAAUAGGUGGAGCAACCAAUGGCGUUCCUGAAGAAACAGGGGAGGUAAUGCCUGUCAUAGACACUAUUGAGGAAGCAGAAUCACCAGAAGCACAGUCUCAAGGGCCAACUGUGGUAUCACUCCUGAAGAUGAGGUUAACAGUUGCUGGGCUGAAGCCGGAGAUGUUUACAGCGGUCCAUGAACAGAAAAUUGACAGCUUCUUGGAGGAUGAAUCACAGCGUCUCCUUGUGGUGUAUCACGACAGUUACAGUGGACUUCACGUGGACGCGACUAUCCCUGCCUCUUACGUGGAUCAGCUGAUGUACUUUAUUAAGGCUGAAAAUGUGACAGAAAUCACUGUCGAGAACUUUAACGAGGUUUUGCAAUAUGGAACGGUCAAAGGCAAACACAUUGAGAGUUUGCUGAGGACUAUGAUGGGAAUUUAUGCUCCGAUUUUCUUUGAGAAUACUUCUUGGCCAGAUAGUAUUAAGAAUGAUUUCUCGGCAUCCCUGCACAAGUUCCUGGCAAGUCUGACAGACACUCGCUGGAAGAUGGAAGGGAAAACCGUGUUGUACAUCCCAACAGAGGGCAUGAAGGCCCCAUCUGAGGACUCGGCCAAGAACAAAGACCUGGUCCAGAGAUUAGAGACUGCAAUGAUUCAUUGGGCCAGGCAGAUCAAAGAAGUGCUGAGUUCCCAGGAUGCGUUUGAAAUGGCCGAGACAUCUGGUCCUUUAGAAGAGAUUGAGUUCUGGAGAAACAGAUGCGCUGAUUUGUCAGGAAUCAGUCAGCAGCUGGACAAACCAGGUGUGAAGAAAAUCACAGAAGUGCUGACAUUGGCCAAGUCUUCCUACGUCAAACCAUUCCUGAAACUGGCUGGUCAAAUAAAGGAAGGAUCCCGUCAGGCAGAGAGCAAUCUCAAGUUCCUGAUGGUAUUGAAGGAUCCGUGUCAUGAGCUGGCCGAUGCCAGACCCAAAGCUAUCCCAGCCAUGUUACAGAGGAUACUAAACCUUAUCCGCAUGAUUUGGGUGAACUCUGAGUUUUACAAGACACGAGAGAGGCUCACCGGCAUCCUAAAGAAGAUGAGCAAUGAAAUCAUUCGUCGGUGUUGUGAGGAGAUCAACCUGGAGAAGAUAUUCGACGGCUACGCUCAGACGGGCAUGAAGAGUCUACAGGACUGUAUAAUGUGCUGUGAACAGUGGAAGGAGAUAUACAUAAAGACCUCCAAACUGCACCACAAGUACUCUCCAGUGGGCUGGGUACUGGACAAGAGCAGUAUCUUUGCUCAGGUGGAUGCCUUCGUUCAGCGAUGUAAAGAUUUACUUGAGGUGUGUGAAGCUCAGAUACACUUUGCACGGAGAGAGGAUGGUAACAGGACAGAGAUGCCUCACUUCCCUGGUCAGAAGGGGCCAGAGAUCGCCAGAGGCCUGCUGGAAAUAGAGGCCACAUUUGAGAAGAACCUGAACCAGCUUCGCCAGGUCAAGUCGACCAUUCUGGACGUGAAGGCGACAUCAUGGCACGACGAUUAUAACAGAUUCCGAGCGGGUAUCAAAGACCUGGAAGUAAUGGUGCAGAAUGUGAUAACCUCAGCCUUUGAGACAGUCACGACUGUUGAACAAGGCGUAGAGCUACUGGAUGUCUACAUGCAUCUGUCAUCAAGGGAGGCUAUAAAGCGGACCAUCGACAAGAAGACAGUGGAUGUGUACAACCUGUUUAAUGAUGAGCUGAACUCAGUGAAGAAGGAGUUCACUCAGAAGGCGUUCAUCCAGAGCUCUGAGCACCCGCACUUCUCUGGGUCUGCUGCUUGGGCGAGGAUGUUGAAGAAGAGAGUAGAGAGAAGCAUGAUGAUCCUGGAUAGAGCUCACUUCCUUCCACAGAUAGGGUCAGGAGAUGAAACACGGUCACAGUACCAGCAGCUGUGUAUAGCCCUGGAUGAGUACACCAGGAAAACAUUCACAGAGUGGUCACAGAGUAUUGACAAGGAGCCCUCAAAACUGCUGGAGGUACCUCUGAUGUGCAAGAGUGCAGAAAGACCACCCAUGAUUGACAUCAACUUUGACAAGAGCUUACUGAAGAUGUUCCAGGAGAUCCACUACUGGGAACGGCUCAUGUUUGAGAUCCCUCACUACGCCAAUGAUGUCUACAACAAGCGUGAGGAUCUGAGGGGACUGCGAGAACACGUGCUGCUGGUUGUCAGGGACUACAAUAGAAUCAUAGCUGCUCUGUCUCUGGAGGAAAGAUGUCUGUUCAGGGAGAGAAUUCGGUCGCUGGACAAGAAGAUCCACCCAGGCCUGACAAAGCUCACCUGGGCAUCCAAGGGCAUAUCUGAUUUCUUUGUCAAUGAGUGCAGAAAGGAUGCCAGCAAGGUUCAGACAAUAGUGGACGAUUACAAAGGUGCUAACAUGUCCAUCUCCAAGAACUGUGUGAAGAUCAGUGAGCUUCUACUGGUCAGCAUUGACUCCACAAAGGUGUACGUCAAGCUGGAGUUUGAUACACAACAGUCUAACCAUCGCAACAGUGUGCAGAGAAGCCUGAAGCAAAUCCACGAGGACAUUGUCAUGACCAUGAGGCACACGUUUGAGGUGUUCAAGAAAGAUGGUUAUGAGGUUCAGCAACACUGGCACCGUUACACAGAGAAGAUGGAUCGUAUGGUCGAGGAGGCGUUCAGGCUCAACGUGAAGUGGUCACUACAGGAGCUCUCCAGGGCCAUCAACGGGGAUGGCAAGUCUGGCCCUAACCCACUGUUUAAGGUUGACGUCAUCUUGGAGGGAGACAAGGUGGAGUUUUCCCCAACCCUCAAACAGUUAGCGACGAUCGUGAGCAGCAUCAGUGGACACUUAACUCAUGCCAUAUCAGACAUCCAGAGAUUACCAGACCUGCUUAGUGGGACGAGAUCCAAGAAAGACCCCAUCUAUGAGGUAAUCAAGAGAGAUGAGGACACACGUAAGAUCCAGGGAACCAUCAACAGCGGGAUGCAGGGUAACGCCAUCAACCUGCAGAACUAUCUGACGACCUGGGACAACUACAGGGAGAUCUGGGAGAUCAACAAGGAUGCGUUCAUCAGACGCUACGAGAAACUCAACCCUCAGGUCUCCUCCUUUGAUGCUGAUAUUGCCAGGUACACUGAGGUGAUUAACAAUGUCCAGACACAGGAGACCAUCCUAAACAUCCAGUUUGUCCUGCUGGAUUGCUCUCCCCUGAAGAACUCCAUCCUGGCCCACUGUCUGGAGUGGCAGAAGAAGUUCACCACUCUCCUCAGCGAGAUCGGCACCAAGAAACUCAACGACCUACAUAAUUUCCUCAAGUCUAACUCAGAAAGGGUGAGCAAACCACCCCAGAACCUGGAUGAGCUGGGAGACAGCCUGUCCCUCUGGGAGAAGCUUCACGGUGAACAGUCUGCCAUCGAGGCCAAGUUCCAGCCUCUCCAUGACCAGUUUGCCAUCCUAGAGAAGUAUGAAGUGGCCAUCCCAGAACAGACAACAGAUUUGCUGAACGACCUGGGAAAUGAGUGGGUGUCAUUCCAACAGUGUCUUAUAGAUGCUGAGGGCAUGCUCAAGAAACACAAGGAGAAAUUCAAGACAGGUCUACUGGCACAGUCUGAAGAGUUCAAGAAGCAAGUGUCAUCUCUGACUGAUGAAUUCAACAGUAAGGGUCCGUUCUCCAGUGGUCUGUCCACAUCAGAAGCCUUUGAGAACAUUGCCAGCAUUCGCACACAGCUCCAGGCUCUCAAGGAACAAGAGCAGACCCUGCGCAAAGGGCUCAACAUCUUCAAAAUUGAUCAGCCACCUUCUAAAGAGAUCUCGGCUCUGGAAAAGGACCUGGAGAUGAUAGAGCUGGUGUGGGAGGUGAACAAGGAGUGGGAGGAGCAGUGGGGAGGCUGGAAGGUUGGGCGCUUUGUUGAGAUCCAGACAGCUGACAUGGAGAACCAGUCAAACACACUCUACAAGAAGCUCAACAAGCUCAGCCGUGAGCUCAAAGAUAAGAACUGGGAAGUUGUGGACACCAGUAAAGGGAAGCUGGAUCAGUUCAGGAGAACUAUGCCAUUGAUACAGGAUCUGAAGAACAAGGCCAUGAGGCCCAGGCAUUGGUCACAAAUACAGACAGAAAUGGGUCGCACAUUCGACCACAACGCUGAAGACUUCACUCUGGAGAGGAUUAUUGAGUAUGGGUUUGACCAGUUCUCUGAGCAGAUAAGUGACAUCUCUGGAGCAGCCACUAAAGAGCUGGCAAUCGAACAGGGCCUGCAAUCUAUCACUAACACCUGGAAUGUCACAGAGCUUGACAUCUGUCCUUACAAAGACAAGGGACAUUUCAAGAUCAAGAGCACAGAUGAUGUGUUUUUGGCACUGGAGGACAACCAAGUGUCAUUGUCAACGAUGAAAGCAUCACGUUUUGUCAAAGCUUUUGAACAGGAAGUAGAUCAGUGGGAGAGAACUCUGUCUCACAUCCUGGAGGUCGUGGAAAUGUUACUCACAGUUCAGAGGCAGUGGAUGUACCUGGAGAACAUUUUCUUGGGUGAAGACAUCCGCAAGCAGUUACCCCGAGAGUCUGCAGAGUUUGAUGAUGUGAAUAUCAACUGGAAGGUGAUCAUGGGUCGUCUGAACAAAGACAGGAAUGCUCUCAGGGGCACCCACCAUGAAGGUUUGCUGGAGAAAUUGAAUGAUAUGAAUGUCAAACUUGAGGAGAUCCAGAAAUCGUUGGAUAUGUACCUGGAGACAAAGAGGCAGAUCUUCCCACGAUUCUAUUUCUUGUCAAACGAUGACCUUCUGGAAAUCCUUGGCCAAUCUAAGAACCCUGAGGCUGUGCAACCCCAUCUGAAAAAGUGCUUUGACAACAUCGUCUCUCUGAAAAUGACAAAGGCUGGAAUCACCCAGAAGUUUGAGGCUGUGGGUAUGUCAUCAGCUGAUGGAGAGUUUGUGGAGUUCAGUCACUCUGUCUACCUGGAGGGACCUGUUGAGGCCUGGCUGUGUGACGUGGAGAAGACGAUGAGAUGGACGCUGAAGGAGAUCCUGAAGAACUGUCGGAUAGCACUGAAGAAAAACCUGAGCAAACGAGACAAAUGGCUCAAGGAGUGGCCUGGACAGAUGUGUAUCACAGCCAGCCAGAUGCAGUGGACAGCGGACGUCACCAAGGCCCUGACCACAACCAAGGAAAGGGGAGAUAAGAAGGCACUGAAGAGCAUGAAAAAGAAGCAGGUGGCUAUGUUGAACAAGUUAUCUGAGGCAAUCCGUGGUAAUCUCACCAAGAUCCAGCGGGCAAAGAUUGUGGUGGUGACAAUAGAAGUGCAUGCUCGUGACAUCAUUGAGAAGCUGACCAAAUCUGGAUGUGCAGACAUCUCAGCAUUUGAAUGGCUGAGCCAGCUGCGUGUUUACUGGGAUAGGGAAAUUGAUGACUGUGUUGUGCGUCAGACCAACACCCAGUUCCAGUACGGCUAUGAGUACCUGGGUAACUCUGGUCGUCUGGUCAUCACCCCCCUCACUGACCGCUGCUACAUGACACUGACCACAGCCUUACAUCUGCAUCGUGGGGGCAGCCCUAAGGGCCCAGCAGGUACAGGGAAGACAGAGACGACAAAGGACUUGGGAAAAGCCUUAGGGAACUACGUGAUCGUGGUGAACUGCUCAGAGGGUCUGGAUUAUAAGUCCAUGGGGCGCAUGUUCUCUGGCCUGUCACAGACGGGAGCAUGGGGAUGUUUUGACGAGUUUAACCGUAUCAACAUUGAGGUGCUGUCUGUGGUGGCCCAGCAGAUCCUGUCCAUCCUGAGUGCUCUGGCCGCAGGAUCCAGCCGCUUCGUGUUUGAAGGGCGGGAGAUCGACCUGGCCUGGUCAUGCGGCAUCUUCAUCACCAUGAAUCCUGGCUAUGCAGGGCGGACAGAGCUUCCAGACAACCUGAAGUCAAUGUUCCGACCCAUUGCUAUGGUAGUUCCAGAUUCUAACAUGAUUGCUGAGAUUAUACUGUUUGGUGAAGGCUUUGGCAAUACCAAGGGCCUGGCCAAGAAGGUGUACACCCUGUACUCUCUGGCAGAACAGCAGCUGUCCAAGCAGGAUCACUAUGAUUUCGGCCUGAGAGCUCUGGUCUCUGUGCUGAGGUACGCAGGAAGGAAGAAGAGGGCCAAUCCCAACAUGCCUGAUGAAGAGUUGCUGCUAUUAUCCAUGAAGGACAUGAACAUUGCAAAAUUGACCUCCAUAGAUUUGCCUCUGUUCAAUGGGAUCAUGUCUGAUCUGUUUCCUGGCGUGGAGACCCCAGUUAUAGAUUAUACAAAGGUGAGUGAAGAAAGGACAUGUUCAAUGGGAUCAUGUCGGAUCUGUUUCCUGGUGUGGAGACCCCAGUUAACCCCAGUUAUAGAUUAUACAAAGGACCUGGAGGAGAGGAUGGGAUACCUGGUGGGUGAUUGUUUGAUCGCCGCAGCUUUCCUUUCCUACAUGGGACCCUUCCUGUCCAACUACAGGGAUGAAAUUGUGCAGCACAGGUGGAUGAAAGAGGUUCGUGCACUGGGUGUUCCGUGUGCACCAAAUUUCAACUUCUGUGAGUUCAUGGCUAAGCCCACUCAGGUGCGAGACUGGAACAUCCAGGGUCUGCCCAGUGACAGCUUUUCCACAGAGAACGGCGUGAUCGUCACCACUGGUAACCGCUGGCCGCUGAUGAUUGACCCUCAGGGGCAAGCCAUUAAGUGGAUCAAGAACAUGGAGUAUACCAAGGGCCUGAAGGUGAUAGAUCUGCAGCAGUCAGACUACAUGAGGACCCUGGAGAGUGCCAUACAGUUUGGUCUGCCCGUGCUCCUGCAGAAUGUACAGGAGAGACUGGACCCCUCCCUUGACCCCAUUCUUAACAAGGCCAUCAUGAAGAUAGGUGGUAUUUACCUGAUCCGACUUGGCGAUAAGGAAGUGGAGUACAACAACGACUUCAGGUUUUACAUCACAACUAAGCUUAGCAACCCUCACUACACACCGGAGAUUGCCACUAAGUCUACCAUUGUUAAUUUUGCUGUCAAGGAAGUUGGUCUGGAGGCUCAGUUGUUGGGUAUCGUGGUGAGAAAAGAACGACCAGAGCUGGAAGAACAGAAGGACAAUCUUGUCAAAAGCAUAGCUGCCGGCAAGAAAAAACUGGUUGAAUGUGAGGACGAGAUUCUUAGACUGCUGAAUGAAACCAAAGGUUCUCUACUGGAUGAUGAACAGCUGGUAAACACGCUGGAAACCUCCAAAAUGACGUCCCAAGAGGUGUCAGAGCAGCUGCAGAUCUCUGAGCAGACAGAGGCCAAGAUUGAUGCUGCCAGAGAGGGUUACAGACCAUGUGCCCAGAGAGCCUCUAUCCUGUUCUUUGUGCUGAAUGACAUGGGCAGGAUUGACCCCAUGUACCAGUUCUCCUUGGAUUCUUACAUUGAGCUCUUCAUCAUCUCAAUUGACAAGAGCCAUCGCAGCUCCAAGCUGGAUGAGAGGAUCAACAAUCUCAACGAAUACCACACAUUUUCCGUCUACAGAUCAACAUGCCGAGGCUUGUUUGAGAGACACAAGCUGCUCUUCUCUUUCCAAAUGUGUGCCAAAAUCCUAGAGGCCGCCGGCAAACUCAACAUGGAUGAGUACAACUUCUUUUUGAGAGGAGGCGUGGUGAUAGACCGUGAGAACCAGAUGGACAAUCCCUGUUCUAAUUGGCUGUCUGAUGUGGCCUGGGACAACGUGACCGAGUUAGACAAGCAGGCUAACUUCCACGGGAUUAUCACCUCGUUUGAGCAGUACCCCCGGGACUGGAACUGCUGGUACACCUCUGCGGAGCCAGAGGUCACCACAUUGCCAGGUGAAUGGGACAACGCCUGCAACGAGCUGCAGAGGAUGCUGAUCGUGCGCUCUCUGCGUCCCGACCGCGUCUCCUUCUGUGUCACCUCAUUUAUCGUGAACAACCUGGGGUCAAAGUUUGUCGAGCCGCCAGUGUUGGACAUGCAGCAAGUGGUGGAAGACUCGACGACCAGGACACCUUUGAUCUUUGUCCUCUCACCUGGUGUGGACCCAACAAGUGCCCUUCUUCAGCUGGCAGAUAACAGUGGUAUGGCCAGUCGAUUUCAUGCUCUGUCUCUGGGUCAAGGACAGGCACCCAUCGCCACACGCAUGAUAAAGGAGGGCGUGAGAGAGGGUAAUUGGGUGUUCCUUGCCAACUGUCACUUGUCCCUCAGCUGGAUGCCCCAGCUAGACAAACUUGUGGAGCAGCUACAGAUUGAGGAGCCUCACCCAGAGUUCCGCCUCUGGCUUAGCUCCAGUCCUCAUCCAGAGUUCCCCAUCUCCAUCCUACAGGCUGGCAUCAAGAUGACCACAGAACCACCUAAGGGCCUGAAGGCUAACCUGAAGCGUCUGUACAACCUUGUGACAGAACAACAGUUUAGUCGUUGUCAUCGGCCGGACAAGUACAAGAAGCUGCUCUUCUGCCUCUGUUUCUUCCACUCUAUCCUGCUGGAGAGGAAGAAGUUCCUGAUGCUCGGCUGGAACAUUGCCUACGAGUUUAAUGACUCUGACUUUGAGGUGUCGGAGAACCUGCUGAGUAUUUACCUAGACGAGUAUAGUGAGACCCCGUGGGACGCCCUCAAGUACCUGAUCGCAGGUAUCAACUACGGCGGUCACGUGACGGACGACUGGGAUAGGAGGCUCCUCAUGACCUACAUCAACAACUUGUUUGGAGAACAGUCCAUCUCACAGCCUUUCUUCAAACUGUCCAUACUGCCCACCUACUAUGUGCCCAAAGAUGGCCCGCUGUCCUCGUACAGGGAGUACGUCAGUAUGUUACCUAACAUUGACAGCCCUGAGGCGUUUGGUCAGCACCCUAACGCAGACAUCACCUCCCAGAUCCAGGAGACAAGGCUUCUGUUUGAGACCCUGCUCUCCCUACAGCCCCAGGUGACCAACACCCAGGGGGAGAGCCGUGAGGAUAAGGUUCUUGACCUGUCCUCUACCAUCUUUAAACAGCUGCCUGAGAACAUAGACUAUGAGGGAACAGCCAAGAUCCUGGCUGUGGACCCAUCCCCUCUCAACGUGGUGCUUCUACAGGAGAUCCAGCGGUAUAACGCUCUGCUGAACGAGAUUCGCAUAUCCCUGAGUGACCUGGAGAAGGGUAUCCAGGGGCUGGUUGUCAUGACACUGCAGUUAGAGAGUAUCUUCCAGUGUAUGUUUGAUGGACGGGUGCCUCCAGAAUGGCUCAAGGCGUACCCCUCCCUGAAGCCGCUGGCUGCCUGGACGAGGGAUCUGGUGCUGCGUGUAGACCAGCUGGCUAAGUGGGCACUGACCGCUCACCCACCCACCAUCUUCUGGAUGUCUGGCUUCACCUUCCCCACGGGCUUCCUCACCGCUGUGCUGCAGACCUCUGCCAGGAUGAACAGUGUGUCUGUGGACACUCUAUCCUGGGAGUUUACCGUAAUGACGGUGGAUGACUCCAACAUUACAGGGCCACCCAAGGACGGUGUACUGAUCAAAGGCCUGUUUCUACAAGGAGCGGGCUGGGAUGUGAAGAACCAGUGCCUGGUGGAGGCUAACCCCAUGCAGCUCGUCUGUAAGAUGCCCUCUAUACACAUGAAGCCGGUGGAGAACAAGAAGAAAAUCAGCAAAGGUGUGUAUACCUGUCCGUGUUACUACUACCCUAACCGAGCAGGAACGGCCGGUCGUGCCUCCUUCGUCGUGGCCAUAGACUUGAAGAGCGGAGAAAAGACAGCAGACCACUGGGUGAAGAGAGGGACAGCUCUACUCAUGAGCUUGGAUUAUUAGCUCCAUUCAUCUCACAGUUGUGAUCAUAUACGGUUUUCUUUAUUAUUGCUAACAGUUUUGAAGACAUCAUUUGCUGAUUAGAAGACACGGAUUGUCGGAAAUUCUGAAGAGAAGUAAAGACGUGCAUAUGCUGGCCCCUUGUUGGAUUAGUGUGAGGCAACCUUACACAGGGUGACAAGUUGUGCAGAUGUCCAAAUAAAGGAAUACAGAUAGAUGCCAUUUUUUGUAAUUCUCCUACACAUCUUCUUGAUCAGCUUAGUCAUGUUUUCUUCCUUAAUAUUUCUGAUUUUGUUUCAUCUCACUUCAUACAAUCCAGUCAUUUAGAAUGCGUGCCUUCAUGCAAAUGAAGACAUGUUUUGUUUUUUUUUUAUUUAGUAAGGCUAACCCUAGCUAUAAAUACAUGUAUUAUGCGUAUUUACAGAAAUGUGACAGGAAGCUUGCGAGUGUGUGAACAUUUAGUUUAAGGACAUAUUUCAGUUUUGGAGGUUUUCUCUCUCAGAAACUAAAAACAUGAAUAGGCAUUAAUACUCAUUUUGGAUAUUUUUGUUAGUAUCAUUGUGUAAGCUUGUUUCAUAACGACCUAUUCCUCUGCAUGUAAUAAACUGAAGUGAUGUUUCGUUGUUUAGUAUGAAAGCAUUCAAGCGUGUCUCUUUUAGAACAUUUUUGCUUUCACAUCACCUUAGUUGAAGUUUGGGUGGUAUGAAACCCCUUGUUGUCAUUGUCACAAUCGCUCGCAUGAUUUCUGUCACUCUGCCUCUUCCAUCGUCAUGAAAUUGACUUAUUACGACAAUAUUUCACAACACUACUCAUCUCAUACGUUUUGUUGCUAAAUGUUUUUUUUUUCCUGUAUUUUUAAAGCAUUCAGUUGAUAACACUUACAUUUUCACAUCGCCCUUCCUUUUCUGUGUAACCAUGUCACCAUGGUUUAAAUAAGUUCAAAAUGACAAUCUCAUGAAUACACCAUUAUGAUUGUAAUAACGGCUUGACAUUUUCAACAGGGCCUUAACGCCAAAUCACAGUAUUACUCUCAGAAGAGUAUAAACUCUCAAAAAAAAAUAUUCACUUGUAUUUAGCAUUUUUUUCUUAUGAUAGCCAUAUUGGUUUGUUAUCUAUUUUCCUGAUGGGAAUUUGGCAUGCUUUUGUUAUAAUCUCCAGUUUGUUUGUCCUUGAUUAUUGACAGUUAUUAAUAAUUGUUGUUGAACAUGAUAUUUGUAAUAUAGUAAGUUUUAAUUUGUUCUUCAAGGUGUAACUGUUUGUGAUAGUGCUGUUAACUCUCUUUGCUUUGUCUGUAUAGCAGUGUUAUUUCAGUUGACUAUUUUACCACAGUUUUGGUUGAGAUAUGCUUUUCGUGAUCGGCAAAAUCUGGGUGACCCUGAAGUGACAUUUUCCCGUCUGACUUGAUGAGUUGGAGUCAGAUACCCUCCAGUUUUAUUAUUGUAGCCGGAGGUCACAUAACUAUUGUUGUGUUAGAAACUUGAACAUCUAGUCUCAAAAAGCGUUAGUUAAAUGCCAUCUUGAAAUGUAUAUUCUAUGCAAGAUCCGUUUCGAGCACAUUCCGUCCAUCCAAAGAUAUAUAUAUAUAUAUAUAUGGCAAGCACAAGCAGAUUUGUUUACCUGCAACCACUGUAAGUAUUGUCAUGAUUUAAUAUUUAUUGAAACUAUUCUUUGGUAUAUUUGAUGUAAUUCCAACAGUUUCGUUUGAAUUUUACAAACAUGCUAUGUGUGAAAUUACGUAUGAUGAAAACAAAAAAUUUAUGUUUUCGCCUGUUUUGAAAAGUGACUUUUUCCGUCCAUUUAACAAAAUAAUUGACAUGAAAUAUAUGUGCAUGUACUUUGGCCUUGUUGACUCUACAUGGAUUGUUUAAGGGAAGAUCUCAGAAGUUACGUGGACACGAUCUUUUGGAAACGGGAACAAGUUUGAGCGAGUGAUAAAAAUUUCGUUUCUUCUCACUGCGGUCAAACAACUUUGUGGUUGCUGUUUUGAUAUUCCAGUCUGACCAUGUAUCAAACAAAAGAACCUUUUGUUUUCGCCCUUUGCUGACGUCCAUUCCAAGCAACCAGUGCAAUGCAAAACUGACCAAAA
Molecule: messenger RNA, 12117 nt
Organism: Liolophura sinensis
Lineage: Eukaryota; Metazoa; Mollusca; Polyplacophora; Chitonida; Chitonidae
Product: dynein axonemal heavy chain 2-like
Biological process (GO): microtubule-based movement
Cellular component (GO): dynein complex
Molecular function (GO): minus-end-directed microtubule motor activity; dynein light intermediate chain binding; ATP binding
Source: RefSeq, a predicted model, not a curated record